AUGCGUUUCUCAAUCCUGACAGCAUUGUCUGCCAUCUCUGCCAUUGGGCAUGCUUUGCCAAAAAACCUGCAGACUCGAGAUGUGCCAACGGAUGAGUUAUCCCAGUUCAAAUUCUGGGUUGAGUAUGCGGCUGCAUCUUACUGCUACGACAACUAUGCUUCUAAGCCUGGUCACAAGUUGACCUGCUCGGCUCACAACUGUCCUCAAGUAGAGAAGAGUGACACUAGUAUCGUGUAUGACUUUUCCAACACCACCUUGACCGAUACCGCCGGCUACAUUGCACUAGACAACACCAACAAGGCCAUUGUUCUGGCCUUCCGUGGCUCCUAUUCGGUUCGCAAUUGGAUCGCCGACGCUUCAUUCUUCUACACCGACCCGAAACUCUGUGAUGGCUGCUCUGCAGAGCUGGGAUUCUGGAGUUCGUGGACCAACGUCCGCGAUCCCAUCUCAAAGGUCCUGAACGAAACCGUUUCUAAAAAUCCCGACUACGAAUUGAUUGUCGUCGGUCACAGCUUGGGCGCUGGAGUCGCUACCCUCGCUGCUGCUGAUCUUCGUGUUAAGGGUCAUCCGUCUACUAAGCUCUACGCAUAUGCAUCCCCUCGUGUGGCCAAUCCCGCUCUGGCCAAGUAUAUCUCUGCCCAGCCAAAUAACUACCGCUUCACACACAUCGACGAUCCUGUUCCCAAACUGCCUUUGAUCGCUAUGGGAUACGUUCACGUCAGCCCCGAGUACUACAUUACAGCACCAAACAACGCAACUGUAUCUGCCAGCGAGGUCCAGGUUCUCCAGGGGGGUAUCAACUGGGAAGGGAACACUGGCACUGGCGUGCCCUCAUUGACUGCAUUCUCUGCCCACCACUGGUACUUCAACGAAGCAGACGGCUGCCUGGGAGCUGGCCUGCCCCUUAAAUAA
Messenger RNA from Penicillium waksmanii, 912 nucleotides. Its product is annotated as lipase family protein. The transcript has 3 exons. Lineage: Eukaryota; Fungi; Ascomycota; Eurotiomycetes; Eurotiales; Aspergillaceae. The record is from RefSeq and is a predicted model, not a curated record. The coding region runs from base 1 to 912 and encodes 303 amino acids. Gene Ontology annotation, biological process: lipid catabolic process.